AUGCCACACAAAGUCCUCGCUGAGAUCCUCGAGAAAAAUUACGCGAGGUUUAGGCAAAGCCAUCCAGAGGAAGGUCGUCGGAAACGCAUUUUGCGAACAUUACGCUCCAAUUGGCCAGAUGGAUCCUACCCGAUCGACAACUCAACCGUCGACAUCAACCUGGAGGAGCUUGACUCAGAUCCAUACGAUGCGUUCCUCGAGUUAGAUACUCCAGGUAUCCUGCUACGAACUGAUUAUUCCAACGAAGAAGCCUGGCAAGAAUUCCUUGCCAAGUUUCGAGAAUCAGAGCGAGAGUUGCUCGAAUCUUUGCGUCCAUCUCAACCCGAAGCAUUGAAUUCUGAAGCAGCGCCAGCGAAUCCUGUUCAAGAUGUUCACAUGAGAGAUAACAACGACGACAAUGACUCUGACAACUCGGAAGAAGACGGAAAUAUCCCUGACGCUGUCAUCUCGGUGUAUAGUGCUGCGACUGUCGAGGAACGCGCAACUUUGGAAAACAUCUCCAACAUCACGGCGCUCGGAUUGUUCAACGACGUCGAUAUUCGACCGGCGGUACCACCACCACCAGAGACGAAAACGCGCUACAAUCCCAACAAUGUCUUGAUCAAUAAGAACGGCUGGCAGGAAAUAUACACUGGCUGCACAUUGUGGCUAUUCGACCGCAAGUCCCUCGAAGAUCAGUGCGUACGGGUUGUCACGCCGUCUGGGGAUUUAUAUGGAACAGCAACUGGCGACAGUUGGCGGGCAAGGGUCUCUCACAUUGCAGAGCUGCAAUUCAACAUGACGUACCUUGGGAUGCAGAUCGACUUCGGUGGCCUCGACAGAUGGGAUCCUCAAGAAAGGUCUCGCAACCUGAACGAAACUAGUGCUUUCUGA
Coprinopsis cinerea okayama7#130 is the source of this 873-nucleotide messenger RNA. RefSeq lists its product as hypothetical. Lineage: Eukaryota; Fungi; Basidiomycota; Agaricomycetes; Agaricales; Psathyrellaceae. The coding region runs from base 1 to 873 and encodes 290 amino acids. The transcript is spliced from 4 exons. The record is from RefSeq and is a predicted model, not a curated record.